CUCUACCCUUCUUUCUCUCUCUACCUUCCCAAGCCACUCACAGACUCCAGAAGUAGGUGAAAAGCAAACAACCCCUCAGAUUUUUUACAUUACCAUCUUCACCAUAACCACUGUUGCUUCUUCCUCUUCCAAGUUCCAACCUAAUUCCCUCAGCAACCGCGAGAAAAUCGCCCAGAAAGUGCGAGAAAAUCAAGGUAGAAGGGGUUACCUACCCUUUUGUGGGGGUGAAUCAAGUUGGGAUCUUUGAGUCACGGGUGAAUCAUCAGAUGUCACCAUUGAGCGUGGAGCAGUGAAAGGUUGUUGCUUUUUGGUCAGAUCUCGGUGAUUUUUGUGGUGGGGUGGAUCUCUCUGAUGGGUUGACUGAAUGAGGAACUGGGAUUGGUUUUCUGUGGUUUGAAUUUUGAAAUGUUGUGGGUUUUCUUCAAUUCGUAAACUUGUGAUGAUAUGGGGUUGAAUUGAACUCAAUGUUAGUGGUUCAGUGAUAGUGUGAUACUGUGUGUUGUAUGUGUUUGUGGAAAUGUCUGCUUCUUUGGCGGCUUUCGAGCGACCUCGACCUGUGGCAUCCAAUACGGUUUUCAAAAGUGGCCCACUUUUCAUAUCUUCCAAAGGAAUAGGCUGGAAGUCUUGGAAGAAGCGGUGGUUUAUACUUACACGGACAUCAUUGGUUUUUUUCAAAAAUGACCCUAGUGCCCUUCCCCAGAGAGGUGGUGAAGUAAACUUGACUCUGGGGGGUAUUGACUUGAACAAUUCCGGGAGUGUUGUUGUUAGAGAAGACAAAAAGCUACUUACGGUAUUAUUUCCAGAUGGACGUGAUGGGCGAGCAUUCACCCUUAAGGCUGAGACAUCGGAAGACUUAUUUGAAUGGAAGACAGCUCUUGAGCAAGCCCUUGCACAAGCACCAAGUGCUGCCCUUGUCAUGGGACACAACGGGAUUUUUCGGAGUGACGCGAGUGAUUCUAUUGAAGGGUCUUUCCAUCAAUGGAGGGACAAGCGUCCAGUUAAGUCUUUGGUUGUUGGAAGACCAAUUCUUUUAGCACUGGAAGAUAUUGAUGGAGGUCCAUCUUUCCUUGAGAAAGCUCUUCGGUUUCUGGAGAAGAAUGGAACUAAAAUUGAAGGAAUACUGCGGCAGUCUGCAGACGUUGAGGAAGUAGAUCGGAGAGUUCAAGAAUAUGAGCAAGGCAAGACUGAAUUUGGUCCUGAGGAGGAUGCCCAUGUUGUUGGUGACUGUGUCAAGCAUGUUUUAAGAGAGCUGCCCUCAUCUCCAGUUCCAGCUUCAUGCUGUACUGCUUUGUUGGAGGCCUAUAAAAUUGACCGCAAGGAAGCUAGGAUUAAUGCAAUGCGCUGUGCAAUUUUGGAGACCUUUCCAGAACCAAAUCGACGUUUGUUACAGAGAAUUCUAAAGAUGAUGCACACAAUUGCUUCUCAUUCUCAAGACAAUAGGAUGACUGCUUCUGCUGUUGCUGCUUGCAUGGCACCCUUGCUUUUAAGGCCUCUACUAGCUGGAGAAUGUGAACUGGAGGAUGAGUUUGAUGUCAAUGGUGAUAGUUCAGCUCAGCUUCUUGCUGCUGCUAAUGCUGCAAAUAAUGCUCAAGCAAUUAUUACCACAUUGUUGGAGGAGUAUGAAAACAUUUUUGAUGAAGAAAACAUUCAGAGAUGUUCUAUGUCAGCAGACUCUCGGGUUGAAAACAGCGGGACUGAAGAGUCGACUGACGAUGAUAAUAUAGAUGUGAAAGAAAAUGGUUACCAUGAUGCGGAGAAUGAAGUUGAUCAAGAGACAGAUGAUGAUGCUGAUCGUGUUCACAGUGGAAAAUCGAGUGAAAGUAGUGGUUAUGCUGGUAGUGAUCUUUAUGAUUAUAAGGCAUUUGGAGCUGAUGAUUCCGAUGUUGGAUCCUCCAGUAGUAAUCAUGUUAAGGCUGGAAAUUCAAAUUUGAAUGCUAUUCCUGAUAUCCAACUGUCUGAGGAUCAAAAUAAGCAAAGAAAGAGCAAGGAGAACUCUGUUGAUGAGAAGGAUGCUCCAAAUGUGUUGCCUUCCACAGAGUCAUAUCGUUCUAUGGGUGAGAUUUUAUCUUCAAUGGACCCUGGCAACCAUUUACCUGUGCCUGGGAUUGAAUCAGGUUCUGGAAAGCAAACCAGUAAAGCUAGUAGCUCAAAUUUAAGUUCUAAGCGGUCAACAUUCUGGGGAAGGAGCAACCCGAGGAAGACACCGUCCGUGGAUUCCGUUGAUUCUUCCGGUGAAGAGGAGCUUGCUAUUCAGAGACUAGAGAUUGCAAAAAGUGACCUGCAACACAGAAUAGCAAAGGAGGCGAGAGGCAAUGCAAUUCUGCAAGCAAGCUUAGAGAGAAGGAAGCAAGCUUUGCAUGAGCGGCGCUUGGCACUUGAACAAGAUGUUUCAAGAUUACAAGAACAGUUGCAAGCUGAGAGGGACCUUAGAGCUGCAUUGGAAGUUGGUUUGAGCAUGUCUACUGGACAGCUUUCGAGUUCACGUGGCAUGGAUUCCAAGACUAAGGCUGAGCUGGAGGAAAUUGCACUUGCUGAAGCUGAUGUGGCCAGGUUGAAGCAGAAGGUUGCAGAGCUGCACCAUCAACUUAAUCAGCAACGACAGCAUCACUAUGGUUCACUUACCGAUGUGGGUGAUCGGUACCAACAUGCCCAAAAUCAACCUCAGCCGAGAUUUCUUCAGCAAGAUUUUGAUUCAACCCUUGCGUUUUGUAAUCAUGAAAGGAAGCAAAGGACUGAGGAGAGUGUAUUGGGCACUGAUUGGAGAAACAUCAAAGGACAAAUAUUGGCAUCUGGUAAUGGUAGUAGGCAGCCUUCUCGCAAGCAAUUUAUAGAUUCAAGUCCUAGCGAUUCGAAGAGUACUGAAGCAUCAACAAGCAUGUCAGUGGAUGAGCUUGGUGUUGUUGAUUCUGCAGCCUCGGUGCCCUCCACCUCAAGAGCUGCAGAGGUGACUGAAUUUGCAAGACAUCCUGUAGCAUCUUCGACAUUAGUAGAGUUAACCACUCGUCUCGAUUUUUUCAAGGAACGUCGUUCCCAGUUGAUGGAACAGCUCCAUAACCUUGAUUUGAAUUAUGGUUCUACAACUUCCCAAGACUUUGUUUAUAAACCAUCAUCACCAUCAUGGAGUUGACUUGGCCAAAUAAGGUGCUUCAUAAAAUCCAUGGGAAAGAAUUUUUUGCUGACAUGUUUGUAUAGCCUUUGUCUCAUUGCAUAUAUUUAUAUCCUUUGUGGUCCAUGGAUUGUUUCAUUCUCUAAGUUCCUAUUUAAUUUCUUUGUUCUUGUUUUCUUUUGCUAGUGAAAGGUCAUUGGAGUUGAAAUGAGAAUCUUUACUUUAGUCUUUUUGCAUUCCUUUUUCUCGUUAGGUAAGGAGUGUUGGAGUUUGGUGUAAUUAUUGUGUUAUAGAUAGGGGAAUUUUGUUGAACCAAAAAAUCACACUGAGGAAAUUUUAGUAUCGUUUUGGCAUAUUCUUUGUACGUAAGGAGAUGCAGUUCCAAGGAUAUGUCACUCAUGUUGAAAUGAUUAUGAUUGUAUAUCUUAGAAGGUUAUUUGUGAA
Molecule: messenger RNA, 3550 nt
Organism: Lotus japonicus
Lineage: Eukaryota; Viridiplantae; Streptophyta; Magnoliopsida; Fabales; Fabaceae
Product: rho GTPase-activating protein 7
Exons: 22
Coding region: 518-3127 (869 amino acids)
Biological process (GO): signal transduction
Source: RefSeq, a predicted model, not a curated record